GGAAAGUUUGUUGACGAAUUGACUGAAAGUGCUUUGUUUACAUGUGGUUUUAGUGCUUUUUAUACAAUUUUAAACAAGGAUAAUCACAUUUAACCCGCUAUGACACCGACGAGAAAGUCCUGUGACAAUGAGGAAGAUGAAGUUUCGCCAGGAAGGAUUGAAAAUCCGAUGAAAAAAGCACAAAAACAACAGAGGAAGAAACCUAACCUAAAAAUCCGCAAGAGGAAGGUGUUUCGCAUGACACAGGAGAAAUUGGACAACACAUUGAAGGCGCUCAAAGGUGAAUCAGAAGCUUCUCACUCUGGAUGUUUUCAGUCACUUUCCUCCAAGUCCCGGAACAAUCAUCCGCUGCUGUCUUACAACAGGCUUCUUCAGGAGCUGCAAAACUGUGCUGACAAGCAAGAUUGGGCUCUAUUUGCCAAGUACAUUUUGCGCCUGGGCACAGGUCAUGUGGACAAGCGAUUUAAUAAUGUGCAUUUGAAGAUGGCAAUCAUGGGUCUGGCAUUCGAUCCCAUGGCAAGGAAGAGCAAUCUUCUGUGUGAAUUCAUGGAGAUGCUGAUGAGAUAUUGGCGCCAAGAAGGUUUUCUUCCAGCUGAAGAGGCGACGAAGAGGAUUUUCUCAAUUCUAUAAGCACCACACAAAACACCCCGUAAAUCAGUCACAUAAUCGCCGAUUGUUCGAUUUAACUCUACGUGAGUGAAGAAAGUGGUGAAGAGCCUGGGAAAUUCUCAAGAUUGAGGAGUCGAUUAGAUAAGCCAUUGCCUAUAAAUUUAGCAAUCGUAGUAGAAUUCUCGAGUAAUAAUCAGUUGGUGAAGCAAUGGCGAUCAAGUUGGUUGUAUUUGGCGCGCUUUUGGCCACGGCACUAGGUCUGCACGUGCCGGACGCCAGUCCUCGAAUUGUGGGCGGUUCUGACGCCUUUCCCGGCCAGUUUCCUCACACGGUGUCCCUGCGGACGCUCAAUUAUGCCCACUUCUGCGCCGGCAGUCUGGUGUCCAUCUCCUGGGUGCUCACGUCGGCGCACUGCACGCUCGGACGUGCGGACGACGGCGUGAUCGUGGUGGCGGGCAGUGUGCAGCUGAGUCAGUUCCAGGAGGAGCGCCAGAGUCAGCGCGUGGUGUCGCAUCCCAACUUCAACGCCAACACGAUGGCCUACGACAUUGCGCUCGUGCACACGGCACAGCCCUUCCCCAUCACGCCCAGCAUCCGGCCGAUCGCCAUGGCCAACGGCACGCUGCCGGCGGGCAUCACGGGCGUCCUCUCAGCCUGGGGACACACUUCGUAUCCCGGCGGAGAGUUGAAUGACAAUCUCCAGUGGCUGUUCGUCUCCACCAUCGGUCAGGACGACUGCAGGUCGCGCGUCCCGGCGGCCGAUCAGUCCUUUGUGCACGACAACACCGUGUGUACGGUGCGCGAGAACCCAGGCCACGGUCUCUGCCUGGGCAAUCUGGGCGGCAGUCUGCUGGUGGGCAACUCCAUUGCCGCCGUGGCGUCCUGGCACAUCGGCUGCGCCGUCGGUUAUCCGGACAAUCACGCUCGAGUGGCGUCGCACAUCCCUUGGAUUCACUCCGUCAUGAUCGGAGGCUGAGCAAUAAAUCAAUCCC
This is a messenger RNA of Phlebotomus argentipes, 1601 nucleotides long. RefSeq names its product chymotrypsin-1-like. Gene Ontology annotation, molecular function: serine-type endopeptidase activity. The record is from RefSeq and is a predicted model, not a curated record. Gene Ontology annotation, biological process: proteolysis. Bases 818 to 1585 code for a protein of 255 amino acids. Lineage: Eukaryota; Metazoa; Arthropoda; Insecta; Diptera; Psychodidae. The transcript is spliced from 5 exons.